AUGAACAAGUCGUACUUCAACUCGCCGGAGGCAAAGCGGGCGCGAGUCCUUGACUCGAUGGUAUCGGCGGCGGAGCGGUCGAACUUGCUGCAGGAGGCCGGCGCGGAGCACAUGCGGAGGCUCGAGCUCGCAGACGCUGAGCGGUUGGCCAUGGAGAAAGAGGAGCAUGCUCUGCGCAUGGCGAUCGGCAAGUCGGCUCUGGCGCUGCUCAGCAAGAUGGCCGGAGAGCCGCCGCCUCAGCUGUCUCCGCCACCAGCACCACCGACGCCAACGCCGCCACCGACGCACGAGCCAGGGUCUGUGGGCUGA
Messenger RNA from Ectocarpus siliculosus, 309 nucleotides. NCBI's taxonomy places the organism in Eukaryota, Phaeophyceae, Ectocarpales, Ectocarpaceae. The record is from the annotation of a GenBank genome assembly.